AUGGCGCUGAUGGCCCAACUAGCACGAGGCGAAUCCGACGACGACACUGACGACGACGUCGAGAACAAUGGCGUCAGAAGACCGACGUCGACGUCGCCGCAACCCUUUCUCUACAUCGACGAAGCCUCGCCGAUGAUCCGAAGAGCGGUUCUGACGCGUCAGUGCGCCUCCGUCGAGCAGCAGCUCCACAAAGAGCACAAAGAGCCUGAACGAGGACGGAAGAGCGAGCCGUUCCACCUCCUCAAGAACUACUUGCCGAAGCCGUUGAGGAGUCUGACGGCGAGUCCUGGCAAAGGAUCCCGCAGCGAAACUCUUCACAACCUCGCCGCCCUGCACGCUUUGCACGUCGGCGAACCCAGACGCAUGAAGAAGAGUCUCAGCGAAUUCGUCAUUGGCCGUCAGUUUUACAUCUUUUCUUCUCUAACAUUUUACAAGAUGCUUUAUACAAAACUCCAUUCACUUGUGUUUUUUCGUAUUUUUCCGUGUACAGAAAGUCUCCUAUCUCUGCCGUCUUCUUGUGCUCAUGCUCUAAGAUUUGAAGUCUUAGAGGCACCGUCGAACUUAACCCAAUAAAAUCGGUUGUAUUUUAAAACUCUAUUUGGCCAAAAAAUAUAGAAACUCUAUUUUAAAAUUUUCACAAAAGUUUUCAAUAUUGUUUUUUUCUUUUUGGCAGUCAACGUUUGUAGCUGUUCCUCAGAAAUUUCCCCAAUUUCCCGAAGUCCAAUUCUUCUUUUCAUUGUCUCCGCUUCUCAAGAGCCUAAUUUCAGUUCUUUCAUUUUUCUCCCGUGUUCUGAAGAUUAGUAAUCCCAUCGAAGUUUUUGUUGCAAUUAGUGAGUGCAAAAACUUUUUCCUCUUGAAAAACUUCAGUUUUUGUGACGUCGAAUCUUGGUUCUUUUGGUUCAAAAAGAGCAGAAAAAAGUUGCGUAGGUAAGAGAAGAGGUAACGAGAUACGACAGGACAGCUGUCGCUUCUUGAGGGUCUUCAAAUGUUCUCAAACAGCCUUUUUUCAUGAGAAAGAAUCAAAUUGGUGGAAUCGACCUAAAUUGAGCAACUACGUCAUGAUUAUGUCGUGGGAAGCGUGAUUAUUCAAUAAGUUCAUUAGUUUAAUUGAAGGGAAUCAACGUGAACUUUUCUAAAGUUAACAUACGUUGCAGUUAGUUUGUCAUAAUAUCUCAUUUGUAUUUUAUUUUUAAAAGCUCUUCACUACGCGUAAACCGUUUUGAGUCGCAGGCGAUCGCUUUUGAUAAUUCCAAUUUUUCAGUCAAAAUACAAUUGAUAAAUCUAUACAAUAAAGUGGUGUUUUCCUUAAAUAUGAAUAACUUUAUUGAGCAUUCUACCUUGUUAUUUCGAAAUUCAGACUUUCUUUUAGUUAAUCAAGUUUAAUGUAACCUUUGAGAGCUGUUGGGUUGACAUGAAAAGUUGAAAAAAACGGACUUCGGAUUUUUUUAUUUAUACUGGAAACGUUGUUCUCCAUUAUUCAGAACCAUUAUUUUUGUAAUGUAGGUCUUAUUUUAUAUUUUUUUGGAUUUUUUUCGGCCCUUGAAGCACUUUUAUAACAAAUACAUAACUACGAAAAUCAUAAGUAGGUACAAAUUUUGAACAAAGAUGAGCCUAGGUUUUUUUCUUUGCAUUUUGAUGAUCUUAGAAAAAAAGAGUUUCACUCAAAAAUCAUCACUCUUUUAAGAAAACCCACCUACUGUUGUAUGUAUCGGAUUUCUCGCUGAGGACUUACUACAUUUCCAGCUUGUAUCGAGGUCGACGCACGCUCUUUCAAAAUUUUCUCAAUAAUUUUCUUUUUUUUACGAACUGAGUUAGUUUUUUUUUUUCAUUUGUUUGAUAUUGGUGAAUCAUCUCGCGACUAAUUUUCCAUCCGGGGGCGUUUAUCAGUCGUUGCUUCGAAAGCUUGAAAUCUUUUUCAUGCUUGGAUGAGUACUGAAAAGGUCGCUGGUGGGCGAUUUCUUGACAUUACCGGGGAAGAUGAGAGCGGAAAAAAGGCGUUUUGGGGUUAGACUCGUCGAAAAUGAGCACAAUAUAUGUGUCUCAUUUUGAGCCGUCCUGCUAGGUUUUGAAACGUUUUGCCUUUUUUGAGAUGUCCUCUUCAAAAAGUAAAAUCUUCAGCUAACUUUUCUGGACGAUAGCUUACUAAUCUUUCUUUGUUAUAAUGAUGUAGCAACUUUUUAAAUUCCAUUCAGAAAAAGGAUGAACUUGUAAAAAACUAUAUUGCUAGCUGAGGAAUCAGUUUAAUGGCAUCAAAACUUGUUUCGAAAAUAUAUUAGCCAUUUAGAAAGCAACUACUUUAUUAGUCUUUACCUGAAGGAAAUGUAUGGCUAUAGCACUUCUGAAAUUUCUUGCUGGUACAAUAGUUUUGAAAGAACCAAAAUUUGCAUUGAAUUCAGUUAACUAAAGAGGAAUUUGGUCUAUUGACCUUUUAAAUACCACAGAAAGGAUUUUAAACAAGUGACAUUUUUUUCAAUCUUUCAAGCAUUCAGCUUCAUUUGGAACUUUAAGAUAUUAACUGACUUGAUGAAAAUUUCUUCAUAUUUCGCCACAGAUGUCGUUUUAUAGCCGCAAUUAUAUUGACACGUCGUUUUUGCAAAUUUCUCGGCCGCGUAUCAGAUUUCAAUUGGUCGGUCCUCGUCGACAUCUUGGCCCCUUCUUUCCAUUUUCAGUUCGACUUGACUUGGACUUUUUUUUCCUCUCCUUUUUUUCCCAUGUUUGUAUAUGCAGAUGAGCGCGCUACUGGCGUCGUAUUUGACGCUACGCGCGGAUCGCCGGGCCGAAGCCGCACUCCUUCUGAUGGGAGCCUCCACAUCCAAGUCUUCGGCCGCCCAUGCAGCAGGUCUGACUCCAGAGUUUUAUAUUUGAGAGACUAUUCGAUGGAUCUCAAGCUCCAUACUUUUGAAUUCUUAAUUUUUGUUCUUAUUUUUUUAUUGCUGGCUUAGCCUUGGAUGAAGUAGAUUAGGCUGGCAAAAUUUAAGUAUAAUCUCUUUGCAGUAGAGUUGAAAGAAAUCAGCCUGAUGAUACCAAAAAAAUUAAUGGAAUCAGUUUUUUUUUCUGAUUUUCCUGAGCGUAGGCAGCGAUGUCUGAUUCCGAACUCUUUUCACCUGUUAACUUUUCGGAAAAUUCCUACCAUUUUUGACUUCCACUGUAGAUUCGAUUUUUUAAUAGUUUUCAUUCUACGCUUUACAUACAAAACCUGAGGAGACUAAAUCAAUCUCCCCAAAGGCAAUCUUCAAAGCCUACGAAAAAUUUCAAAGUAGUCGCUUCAAAUCACGAACUGAUCUUUGUCUUUUCUGUCUAAUUUCUUGAUUUUGGACGGCUUUCAUAGUUUCUGAGAUCUUUUGUUCAAGUUUCUGUUUUUGAAGGUUCCAUUGAUGUUCUUUUCUCUCAGACUUGCUCUGAACUGACCCACCAAAAAUAAGUUUAAACCUACUGGAAUAUUUCAGUGAAGCGGUUAAGGAUCUCGAUUUGUAGGAUUUCGCACUUGAGUCACACCAACAGCAUCGAUUUUCACAUCUGCCAUACUAGUGGACCUAUAAAACUGAUGACAUCGGUUUUUUACGAGCUUCGUUCUGAAUUUAUAGCGAUGAGGUGUAAUAUCCUAGAACAAAUGCGCUGAAAAAGGCUCAAAGAUGUACGCUGGAAGUUAUGGAUUGAAGAUAUUCAAAAAAUUUUAUAUUUUCCUAAUAUUGGUACUACUAGAAAAUAGAGAAAUAUAAUCGAUAAUUUUUUUAUAAGAGAACCUAACACUUCUGUCCAUCCAAAGGAUCUACAGGAUCAUGGCAGUUUCAUAGCUUUAUUAAAACCAUCAAAUAAAAUGACCGAAUAAAUCGUCUACAUCAAAAACGACAGUGGCAAGUCACACGACAGAAAGGACAGAAGGGUCUGAAGAUGAGAGCGAUGGUUGGAUAUGGCAGUAGUCCUGGAAGUCAUCGGAAAGACUUGACGGAACGCAAAGAAACGUGGAAGACGAUAUAAGUCGAAACGACGACGCAGCCAGACUCCGCCCAGCAUACAUGAAACUGAUCGGCUGCCAUAUCGCACAAAUCAAAAAAAGAGGAAGAGAGGCCGUGGGGCAAAAGCCGCUGUUGUUACUCUGUUUCUCUGCUGACCGACCGAUCCGAGAGCUCCAACUGCUGCGGCUCGGCGGCAGGGCUGUCUGUCUUCUUCCUCUUGUUGUGCCGCUUUACCGACUCGCUCCACUUUCCGGCUCCAGUCAAUCGAUCGAUCCCAUAUCAUUAUCACUUUUCCAGUUUUCACUCUCUAGAUGAACUGUCCACAUAGUCUUUAGUACCUUCUCCAAACUUCAAACUGUUAGAACUCUAAAAGUCUCAUGUUGAUAUAUGGUUAGGCUUCAUCUAUAUUUUUUUUUAGUUGGAAAAAUUUCAUUUCAAUAGGAAUUAUAUAAGUUUUUCUUCAUUCUAAUAUUAUCUUUUUUUGAAAGGAAUCAUGGAAAUCGCAUGUGGAUCCGCAAGAAAGCAAAAUUUUUACCUUUUAAAAUGCGGAAUAAUUCAGAAAAUAAUGAGAAUCCAGAAUAAGAAAAAACUUUAGUUCAUUUGGACACAACAAUAAAUAUACAAAAGAUCUUCUCGACUUUGUCGAACCAUCCAGUUUGUCUUCAUUAUUCAAAUUCAUUGUUACUUGUUCUCUGUGAGUCGAACACGCCUAAAUAUCUUUCCUCUGGUUUUUCACUGACCGAGUAGCCAAAAAGCAGCGGUUGUUCAGUAACUGUAACCCGAGAUGCCUACGUGAGCCGCGAUGAACCACCUGAGCGAGUCGGCGUCGUCGACACCGGGGGUCAGCCGCCGCAAACCGGAGAUGGACCUGCUGACAGUGCCAGAAAGUCCUGUUGGCCGGAGACGAGAGCUUUCCGCCGUCUGGGACGACUUCCGUCGCAAGAGCAUCAGCGAGUUGAGUCUGGUGAUGGAGGCUCUCCGCGGAACGCCGUCGCCUGGCUCCUCGCAGUACAUUCAUCCGGAACGGUCGAGCCAGUCCACCGGCAACCUCAACGUCGCUCCGAAGAAGGGACGACGCCGACGGAAGGUUCAGAAGACGUGGCAAGCCAUGACGCCGUCUAA
This is a messenger RNA of Caenorhabditis auriculariae, 5078 nucleotides long. NCBI's taxonomy places the organism in Eukaryota, Metazoa, Nematoda, Chromadorea, Rhabditida, Rhabditidae. The record is from the annotation of a GenBank genome assembly.